AUGUUCGACAGUGAGGCAAAGAGGGCGCGAGAAGACUCUGAUCACUCGGAACAUGUUACGGUCUCGUCUCUUCUGGGUGCGUUCUUUCUUCACGUCUAUGCCGCCAAUAUUGGCCGUAUGUCUACUUCGACAGUAUAUCUCGGUGAAGCUAUUACCAAAGCGCACAUGGUCGGGUUGCACAAGCCUUCGUACUAUCAGAAUAUGGACGUUGAGCGUCUCCAAUACAACGUGAGGAUAUAUUGGCUUCUCUUCAUCACUGAAAGGGCCCACUCAAUUCAAAACGAUGUACCGACGAUGCUCAAACGUUCUCUUGAUCUGCCACAACUCGAAGAUCUCAACGACGGCUCAGUAACUCCAGCUUUCAUCCAGCUCUGCCGCCUCUUCAACAUACUUGACGCUACGCUCACUGCAGACCCUACGGGUGCCCGUAGUGCACUCGCGCUUGCACAGCAGCAACUUGACGAUGAUGCAUCAACCAGGAGCUUAGACAAUGUUUUGCAGCGCGCCGACAUUUCGAUGACGCAACAGUGGAUGCGGAUCUUCCUUUGGCAACACGCUCUGAGUGUUACAAAUCUACGAUCAUCAGACCAAGACGAUGGAUUUUCAUUUGCCUUCCCUGCAAAGGUUGCACAGAACGCGUUAUCAUUUCUGUGCACGCUACCAAAGGAAAGUCUAGAAGCUCACGGUCCUGGCAUGGAGUCCAAGUUGUUCGACAUUGCCAAUUCCCUCGCCGACGUAAUGAUAUGCGUUCCGUCCCUGAACCAAGACUCUGGGUUUGGCAUGGGCCCAAGAGAUCUAAUUCAUUCUCUAUCGUCGCUACUCGGCUCAUUCAGAGGCGGUAACCCUGCCGUCACCAGCAUUCUACAGGACAAGUUAACAACAUUGGGUCUCUCCAUCUCGUCACCGCAAAAGAGACUCACCGAUCUCUCGUCCUCAGAAGACGAGCGCGAUAAUUGGGGAGAGGGCACGCCGCGAUCCCUGACCUGGAGUGAUAAUGGCGGAUGGAAAUCUCCUGUAACAUCGCUGUCACCAAAUUUCCCAAACAUCCUGUCCUCCUUGUAA
This is a messenger RNA of Didymosphaeria variabile, 1062 nucleotides long. RefSeq lists its product as uncharacterized. NCBI's taxonomy places the organism in Eukaryota, Fungi, Ascomycota, Dothideomycetes, Pleosporales, Didymosphaeriaceae. The transcript is spliced from 3 exons. Bases 1 to 1062 code for a protein of 353 amino acids. The record is from RefSeq and is a predicted model, not a curated record.